Sitophilus oryzae (rice weevil) is the source of this 3040-nucleotide messenger RNA. RefSeq names its product AP-3 complex subunit delta-1 (gene garnet). Lineage: Eukaryota; Metazoa; Arthropoda; Insecta; Coleoptera; Curculionidae. The coding region runs from base 272 to 3040 and encodes 922 amino acids. The transcript is spliced from 20 exons. Gene Ontology annotation, cellular component: endosome membrane; membrane coat; terminal bouton. Gene Ontology annotation, biological process: neurotransmitter receptor transport, postsynaptic endosome to lysosome; protein targeting to vacuole; anterograde synaptic vesicle transport. The record is from RefSeq and is a predicted model, not a curated record.
UAAUUAGUAUAAUAAAUUUAAUCUUAAGAUAUUAACCAGUUCGUUUUAAAAAUAUUCUACCAGAUUCAUAUUUGACAUAAAACAUAUGUUUACCGCUGGGUAACGGUAAAUACCGAAGGUAUAAUUUUCGUAAACGCCUAUAGUCUGUGGUUGUCCUCGAACAUAUUUUGUUUUAAAAAUAAGCAAAUAUUUUGCUAUAAUAUGAAUAAUAUAAAUAAUAUUAUUAAGAUUUAGUAUUUGCCACAAUAAAAUAUUGUCUGAUUAAACAAUUAUGGCUUUGAAAAAAGUAAGAGGAAAUAUUGAACGUAUGUUCGACAAGAAUUUAACUGAUUUAGUGAGGGGUAUAAGGAAUAAUAAAGAAAAUGAGGCAAAAUAUAUUUCCCAAUGUAUGGAAGAUAUCAAACAGGAACUUAGGCAAGACAAUUUAGCUGUAAAGAGUAAUGCUGUAGCUAAACUUACAUAUCUCCAAAUGCUUGGCUAUGAUAUUUCCUGGGCAGGAUUCAAUAUAAUUGAAGUAAUGAGUUCAAGUAAAUUUACAUUAAAAAGAAUUGGUUAUUUAGCAGCAAGUCAGUCAUUUCAUUGUGACUCAGAGUUACUUAUGCUAACUACAAACAUGAUCCGGAAAGAAUUGAAUUCACAAAAUCAAUACGAAGCUGGUCUCGCUCUAACUUCCCUUAGUUGUUAUAUAAGUACUGAUUUGGCAAGAGAUUUGUCCAAUGAUAUUUUAACUUUGUUAAAUUCUACAAAACCAUACAUAAGAAAGAAAGCAGUUUUGAUGAUGUACAAAGUAUUCCUGAAAUAUCCAGAAGCUUUAAGGCCCUCUUUUCCCCGAUUAAAAGAAAAACUGGAAGAUCCCGAUCCAGGUGUUCAGUCGGCAGCUGUAAAUGUUGUAUGCGAAUUGGCCAGAAAGAAUCCUAAAAAUUAUUUGAGUUUAGCUCCUGUGUUUUUUAAACUGAUGACCACUAGUACAAAUAAUUGGAUGUUAAUUAAAAUCAUCAAGCUAUUUGGUGCUCUUACUCCCUUAGAACCUAGGCUAGGUAAAAAAUUGAUUGAGCCUUUAACAAAUCUCAUUCAUAGUACGUCAGCAAUGAGCCUACUUUAUGAGUGUAUAAACACUGUUAUAGCAGUGUUAAUUAGCAUUUCUUCUGGAAUGCCAAACCAUGCAGCGAGUAUUCAACUUUGUGUACAAAAACUAAGAAUACUCAUUGAAGAUUCAGAUCAAAAUUUAAAAUAUCUAGGACUAUUAGCAAUGUCAAAAAUAUUAAAAACACAUCCAAAAAGUGUGCAAGCACACAAAGAUUUGAUUUUACAAUGUUUAGAAGAUAAAGAUGAAUCAAUAAGGCUAAGAGCUCUUGAUCUAUUAUAUGGAAUGGUUUCUAAAAAGAACCUUAUGGAAAUAGUUAAAAAACUUAUGAUUCAUAUGGAUAAAGCAGAAGGAACUGUAUAUAGGGAUGAGUUACUUAGCAAAAUAAUUCUUAUUUGUUCUCAGAAUAAUUACCAAUUUAUUACUAAUUUUGAAUGGUAUAUCACAGUUUUAGUUGAAUUGGCACAAAUGGAAUUUGGAUCAAAACAAGGUCAUGUAAUUGGUUCACAACUAAUGGAUGUUUGUAUAAGAGUACAAGCUAUAAGAGCCUUUGCAGUAGCUGAGAUGGCUCAGUUACUUGACGUUUACACAUCUACUUCACAAUUUACAAUAAUGCAAGAAGUACUUUAUGCUGCAGCUUGGUUAAUUGGAGAAUUUGCCAACGAAUUGAAAGAUACAGAACAAACUCUUCGUUGUAUGCUAAAAUAUAAAUCUUUGCCUCAACAUAUUGAAGCAGUAUUUAUCCAUAAUAUACUUAAACUAUUUGCAUAUAUUAUGGAAGGAUAUGCAUUAUAUGGAAAUUACAAAAGCAUACUAGAAUUGUGUGAUGUAAUAAGUGAUAAAAUGAAUGAAAGCAUCAAAUCUGCUGAAUUGGAAGUACAAGAAAGAGCUAGUACAGUGCUUAUAAUUGUUAAUAUAGUUAAAGAAGAAAUUUUAAUAAGGAGUAUGUCAAAUGUAAUGGAUGGGGAACUCGAUUCACAAAACACUGAAUUAGCUAACGAAAUUUUAAAUUUGUUUAGCGGAGAAUUAAAUCCGGUAGCCCCAAAGGCACAAAAGAAGGUACCUGUUCCAGAAGGAUUAGAUUUGGAUGCUUGGAUAAAUGAACCGAUAGAAACAUCCGACUCUGAUUCUGAACCGGAAUCAACAGAAAAUUUAUUUGUUAAAAGUGAUAAAUUUGAAUACAACAAUAGCGAGAAGCAGCACUAUGAACCAUCUGAAGAUGAUAUAAAAAAGAGUCGCGAGGCUCGCAAAUAUGAACAACAAAACAACCCACACUACCUUAAAGGUAACUUAUCUUCGGAAAGAAGCAGCAAUGGACAGGAUAAUGUCGAGAACAUACCAGUAAGCGAGUUAAACCUCAAUGUUUCUCUAAAAGUGCUUGGGCAGAAACGUUCUGAUAAAUAUUUGAAUCUUAAAAAAGAGAAGUCAUCUAAAAAGAAAAACAAAAAGAAAAAAAGGCAUCACAAAUCAGAAAGUUCAUCAGAUGAUAACAUUGAAGCAUCCAUAGUUGAAGUAAAAAGGGAAUUAGAGUUACCAGAGGGAGCUACUUUAUCUGAUUCUGAUAGUGAUCAUAAUAACUUGGAUGAUCCUCAUAGAGCUUUAGAUAUUGAUCUUGAUCUUCCGCCCUUGACUGAUGUUUUGUCAAAAAAAGAAACAAAUAUAUUUAGUAAUGAUAAAAAGGAAAGGAAAGAAAAGAAGAAAUCUAAGAAAAAGGAUGAAAAAGAGAAAGAUAAAAAUCACAAAGGGAAGUCAGAUAAAAAGAAAAAAGAUAAAAUUGAAAACCUAUUGAAACUAGAUAAAGAUCCAGAGGAAGUUAAACUUGAUUCGGGGCCAAAGAAAAUUAAGAAAGGAAAGAAAAAGUCAAAAGACAGGGAAAAAGAAGGAAAGAAAUCUAAGAAAUCCAGUUCAGGUUAUGAAGAAGCUUUAGGUAUUUCUACACCUACAAAAGAAAAUUAG